AUGUCAGAUUUGUAUCCCUCGAUUUCUCAGUGCGCUACUGUGUCAACUGCGUUUAAGAUAUUACUAUUACCUGCGUACCAAUCAACCGACUUUGAAGUGCACAGGAACUGGCUUGCUAUAACCAAUUCUCUUCCAACCGACAAGUGGUACUAUGAGAACACGUCAGAAUGGACACUGGAUUAUCCGCCAUUUUUUGCCUAUUUCGAGUGGCUGCUAUCGCUAUUUGCCAAAAUAAUAGAUCCAGAGAUGACCAAAAUACUAAAUUUAGGAUACAAUAAUUGGAAGACAGUUUACUUUCAGCGAGUGACAGUUAUCUUAACAGAGCUAGUUCUAGUCUAUGCGCUUUACAUGUUUGUCAAAUCUGCUCCGAUCACAUCUCGGCGAGCGUCUCAUGCUGCGGCACUCUCAAUCCUACUAUCACCUGGACUCCUGAUAAUCGAUCAUAUACACUUUCAGUAUAAUGGUUUCCUGUACGGACUCCUGAUACUAUCUUUGGUAUUAGCAAGGAAUGAAUCAACAACCUUGGCUAGCGGGGCUCUAUUUGCAGCUCUUCUAUGCUUCAAACACAUUUUUCUUUACCUUGCACCCGCCUACUUUAUAUAUCUAUUACGUGGGUACUGCCUUGAAACAAAAAAUAUAUUUCGAUUUAGGGUUAAAAACUGUUUCAAGCUCGGAAUUAGUAUAUCAACAAUAUUUCUAGCAGCAUUUGGGCCAUUUAUUUACUGGGGACAAACUGCACAAGUAAUAAGUCGAUUGUUUCCUUUUUCCAGGGGACUUUGUCAUGCUUAUUGGGCACCAAACUUUUGGGCUAUUUAUGGAUUCACAGAUCGUAUACUGAUACACCUGGCUCAAUAUUUUGGCAUCUCGAUCAAUCAAGAUGCAAUUCAACGUGUAACGCGAGGCCUAGUCGGAGACGUCUCUUUUGCUGUCCUUCCACAGGUUACAGCGCGUACAACAUUCAUCCUGACUGCAACUUUCCAAACUAUGCCCCUCAUCAAGCUUUUUCUUGAUCCUAAUUGGGAUACCUUUGUCGGUGCCGUUACCCUAAGUGGGUAUGCUUCAUUUAUCUUUGGUUGGCAUGUUCACGAAAAAGCUAUUUUGCUUGUCAUUCUUCCGUUUACCCUGAUAGCCUUGAAAGAUCGCCGCUAUCUGGGCGCCUUUCGACCAUUAGCGGUUGCUGGACAUGUUUCUCUAUUUCCCUUGCUCUUUACUGCAGCAGAGUUUCCCAUAAAGACAAUCUACACACUGUUGUGGCUUCUUGUAUUCCUUGUCGCAUAUGACAAAUUAGCACUAGCAAGCAAAAAAUCUAGGGUCUUUCUCUUUGAUCGCUUUAGCCUCUUAUACAUUGCUGUUAGUAUACCACUUGUGGUCUAUUGUAGUUUCUUGCACGGCUUAAUAUUAGGCAAGAAGUUCGAAUUCCUUCCAUUAAUGUUUAUAAGCACCUACUCCGCAAUUGGCGUUAUAGGUAGUUAUUUAGGGUUUCUUGUUGUAUUUUUUACUAGUUAA
Blumeria graminis f. sp. triticale is the source of this 1506-nucleotide messenger RNA. The record is from the annotation of a GenBank genome assembly. Lineage: Eukaryota; Fungi; Ascomycota; Leotiomycetes; Helotiales; Erysiphaceae.